Messenger RNA from Budorcas taxicolor (takin), 2448 nucleotides. It is a transcript of the gene ALKBH1, whose product is annotated as alkB homolog 1, histone H2A dioxygenase. Gene Ontology annotation, molecular function: oxidative RNA demethylase activity; broad specificity oxidative DNA demethylase activity; ferrous iron binding. The record is from RefSeq and is a predicted model, not a curated record. The transcript is spliced from 6 exons. Gene Ontology annotation, biological process: oxidative RNA demethylation. Bases 7 to 1176 code for a protein of 389 amino acids. NCBI's taxonomy places the organism in Eukaryota, Metazoa, Chordata, Mammalia, Artiodactyla, Bovidae. Gene Ontology annotation, cellular component: cytoplasm; nucleus.
AGCGAGAUGGGGAAGAUGGCGGCGGCAGUGGGCUCCGUGGCGACACUGGCGGUGGAGCCUGGGGAGGACGCGUUUCGGAAGCUUUUCCGCUUUUACCGGCAGAGCCGCCCCGGAACCGCAGACCUGGAAGGGGUCAUCGACUUCUCGGUGUCCCACGCAGCCCGCGGUACGGGACCUGGUGCCCCCAAGGUGGUCAAAUCCCAGCUAAAUUUGUGCUCAGUCAGUGACCACGAUGCACUCAGAGCAGGACUUCAGCCGGUCAGCAAGUGGCAAGCCCACGGACUCCAAGGCUAUCCUGGAUUUAUUUUUAUCUCAAACCCCUUCCUCCCAGGUUACCAGUGGCACUGGGUAAAGCAGUGCCUUAAGUUAUAUUCCCGGAAACCUAAUGUAUGUAACCUGGACAAGCAUAUGACUAAAGAAGAGACCCAGGAUUUGUGGGAGCAGAGCAAGGAGUUUCUAAGGUGUAAAGAAGUGAAUAAACGGAGACCCCGAAGUUUGCUAGAGAAACUACGCUGGGUGACCCUUGGCUACCAUUAUAACUGGGACAAUAAGAGAUACUCAGCAGAUCAUUAUACACCUUUCCCUUCUGACCUGGCUUUCCUCUCAGAGCAAGUAGCUGCUGCCUGUGGAUUUCAGGGUUUCCAAGCUGAAGCAGGUAUCCUGAAUUACUACCGAUUAGACUCCACACUGGGGAUCCAUGUAGACAGAUCUGAACUAGAUCACUCCAGACCCCUGCUGUCAUUCAGCUUUGGACAGUCUGCCAUCUUUCUCCUGGGUGGCCUCAAAAGAGACGAAGCCCCCACCCCCAUGUUUAUGCACAGUGGUGACAUCAUGGUAAUGUCAGGUUUCAGCCGCCUAUUGAACCAUGCAGUCCCAAGGGUCCUUCCCAGUCCAGAAGGGGAAAGCCUGCCUGGCUGCCUCAGGACGCCUCCCCCAGCUGACCUCCCCAGAGACUCGGUGGUGGAGCCCUGUUCUGGGGAGGACUGGCAGGUGUGCGCCAGCUACUUGAAAACUGCUCGUGUUAACAUGACUGUCCGGCAGGUGCUGGCCAUGGGUCAGGACUUCCCUUUGGAGCCCAUGGAGGAGAAUAAAAGAAACAUCACCACAGAAGGUUCCUGCCAUCUGGAUGAUGACAGUAGCCAAGUCAAACGAGCGAGGCUAAACCCUGACUGCUGAGACUCAGAGAACCCAUUCUUGUGCCCCGGCAGGUUCUACAGAAAAUGGCUGUGCUGUUUUUAUUGCUAUCGACGUUAGCACCAAGACAGGCCAGAAACAGAGGCAGGGAAAAACUCAUCAGUGAUCACACUGUUGCCUUAGAACUCAUCCUGAAGAGGAAACUGAUUAGCCACUUUGUUCAGAGAAGUGUUUGACAUUGUCCAGUCCUGGUUAGGUUUUGGCAGUAAUGUACGGAGAAAUCCAAGAAGGUAUGACCUUCCACAAGCGCCUUCUCAGUCUCGCCAUCACCUUUGAGCAAGAUAGAAGUGCAUUUCCUUGUCUCUGGAAUCUUUAAAUACCUCAAGUUUUGUUGAUGGGAAACAUUAUUCUCCUUCCACCACCCUGUCUAGGGAUUUGUGGUAAAAUUGUGGCUCCAUGAACCGACCAUUAGUCUUACCUUAAUUCUUCCAAUUAAUGUUGAAUUCUUUGGACUCCUCUGGUCUUCACAGAAGAAUCCUGUACACAUAACUGGAAAUCACAUCUCCUAGGAAAGAGAUUAAUCCCAGCUAUGUCUCUUGCCUAAAAGGUAAACACACAUAAACCCAAGAAAAGAGGAACAGUAGUUUCUCCCGAUGUCUUUUGGGUCUGUAAACACUUCCGUUGGCUUUUAAAUGCAAUUUUAAUUGUUGGACUAAAAAAAUCCUAAGGGUAUUCUGUAACUGUUUUCUCUAUGAAUAAACUUACUCAAUUUUAAAUUAAAGAUCUGUAUCUGCGUUUGAGGGUGAAUGUAUCUGGGAUUAGUUUUUUCCUGUUUUCAGUUGCUGUAUUGUUCACGCUAUUGAAGCCCUGUAGCUGUUUCUGCCCUUAGUGUUCUUUGUAGCUGUCUCACAGGAGAGAAUGUUCCUUGACAUUCUAGUCACUUCUGUUGUUGUUGUUGGAUUAUAGACAGCAUGGAAAACGCAUGAAGCACUGAGUUUUAAUCUGUGUACCCCCACCACUCAGUAUAUCCUGAGCCUUUAAGUUACCUUAUGUUUCUCUGGACCUCAGUUUCCUCAUUCAUAAAAUGAAGAUAAUGUUUCUUACCGUCUUCCUAGAUGGAUGUUGCUGUGUCAAACAGUAAUGGAAAUUUAGUGCCCCUUUCUAGGAACAUAAUAUUGCCAGUAUUUUAUUACUGUAUAGACUUAGAAACACCCCAGCUUAUCUGUGUGGAUGACUGACCAGAAGCUGCUUUGUUACCUGCUGCUUGUGACAUGACUUGCCAAACUUUGAUUUCUCCUCUGUCCUGCCCUUUUU